This is a messenger RNA of Dothidotthia symphoricarpi CBS 119687, 931 nucleotides long. RefSeq lists its product as uncharacterized. Bases 306 to 848 code for a protein of 180 amino acids. NCBI's taxonomy places the organism in Eukaryota, Fungi, Ascomycota, Dothideomycetes, Pleosporales, Dothidotthiaceae. The transcript is spliced from 3 exons. The record is from RefSeq and is a predicted model, not a curated record.
CGACAGCAAUAGUGGCUUCGCAAGUCGUGAUCGUAGUCGAGACGGUACUGCGAACAACUACGAGAAUCUCGAAUCAGCCAUAUGGAGACCCGGGUUCUGGGCGCAGUUCCCUAUUUGGGGGCUAUUAUCUCUAUUCGGCGUCCUAGGGAGUGAGUAGGAAGUCUGAAUAAUCUCUACUAAAUGUUCUUUACGGCGACUGAUUGAUCUUGAAAACAUCAGGUACCAUAGCUGGUGUUGUGAUUCUUGUAGUCAGUGAUCACUUGCCUGUAAACGACUGGCACUCUCAGUUCACGCCAGCCGUGUCCAUGGCCAUCUGUUCUGUCGUAGCAAAUGCGCUGUUGGCUUAUGCUCUGGCACAUGGGCUGGUUAUAUCGUUCUGGAGAACGGCUUUGCGUGGACAUACCCUCGCUGAGCUCAAUCAAAAUUGGCUAUGUGGGCAUUCUCUGCAACAUGCUUUAAUAGGUGGAUUUCGUGUCGGAGGAAGGAUCACGGCGUUAGCCUGCAUAUUAUCGGUCGUCUCGCUGCUUCGAGGUCCCCUUAAUCAACGUGCUUCGCAUAUAGAAAGCAACAUCCUCUACAACACUUCUGGAACCAUCCCGAUAACCGUCGCGCAGCAGCUUACUGAAGGCUACACGGGAAUAGCCAGAGAUUCAAGAGCCCCAAUCAUGGAGAUUUCAAGACUGACACCAGACUUUGCUCAGGUCAUGCAAGAGUACUCUGAGCGAUCCAACAUCAGCAUUGACACCCAAGAUGGCUCCUGUGGUGAUAGCUGCACAGCAUUUGUCAAGGUACUGGGUCCAUCCGGGCAGAAGCCUGUAUUAAAAUAUUCAAAUUCAAAGCUAAUAUGAUUGAAGGGAUUCGGGUUCAAGUCUCAAUGUGGUUUUAAAGAGUACGUCCAAUACCAGGAAAGUGGCGGUGCCUUCGAUCUAAG